Gracilinanus agilis (Agile Gracile Mouse Opossum) is the source of this 970-nucleotide messenger RNA. It is a transcript of the gene C3H11orf97, whose product is annotated as chromosome 3 C11orf97 homolog. The transcript has 6 exons. The record is from RefSeq and is a predicted model, not a curated record. Gene Ontology annotation, cellular component: ciliary base. Bases 1 to 903 code for a protein of 300 amino acids. Lineage: Eukaryota; Metazoa; Chordata; Mammalia; Didelphimorphia; Didelphidae.
AUGCAGUCAUUGAGAUGUAUUUCUGAAAAGCCUGUGGAGGAGAAAUGUAAAUGUGGUAUCUAUUCUUCCAGCUCUUCUAGCAAACUCCUAAAACCCCAUGAAUCUCGGGAGGUAGCUGCUAAAGACCCCUACCGAUAUCAGGCCCCAGUGAGUCACAGCCCAGCUAUACUUCUUUUCUACCUGUUGCAUCUCCAGUGGUUUUCAACUCUCAACCUUCGGUUCCAUUCCCUGAGACCAAAACUUGAAUCACCUGAGACUUCUUUGCCUUUAGCUUCCACCAGUGAAGAAGCCCUGUCUAAAAUGGGCCCGCGCUUCUGGCAGUUUGAGGUGCUUUAUUCCCAUGGCAACCAGCGGGGCGGGGAGGAUUCCGCUGUCUCCAUGGCAACUGGAGACGCCUCCCGCUUUGCUCUGCCGGACUGGUGUAGCGAGGGUAGUUCAGACGGAGCGGAGGUGAGGACCCUUGGCGACAUGAGGGGAGCAGAGGCCGCUGUGGUGGCAGCGGCGGCAGCGGCGGCGGCCACCGUGAUGAGGGCGGAGGACGAGGACGAGGACGAAGACGAGGAGGCGGAGCGGGAACAGCGGCCGAAGCCCCCGCAGCCGGCCGGGGUAGCGUGCGCCGUCUGUGGAGAGCCAAGCAGCGGGUGUCACUCGGAGCGCGGCAAACCCUGGAAAAAAUUCCUAUAUUGUGAGCCACAUAAGAGAAUUAAAGAAGUACUGGAAGAAGAACUUUUUAUUCAGAGAGAUGAAUGCCACAUCAAAAAACCGUCUACAGUGGCUCUGGAAGGGAUUUGGAGCAUUAAAAGGAACUUCUCUAUGGGAAGCUUGAAACCAGGAUCACAGAAUAAAAACAGUUUACUUCCACAACCUAAAUACUAUUCCAGACAUGGAGGAAUAAGAAGAUAAGUAAAUUUUUUUCCAUUGAGAAGUCACUUCUCUUGAUGUCCCAGGAGCCAAGAAGAAAACUAAGUAC